AUGUCGUUUAUCAAUAUCUGCCGAGACAACACGGAUCCGUUUUACCGUUACAAAAUGCCUCCCAUCCAGUCCAAGACUGAGGGAAGAGGUAACGGUAUCAAAACGGCAAUCGUCAAUUUGGGUGAGGUUGCGCGUGCUUUGAAUCGUCCAUCGUCGUACUUGGUCAAGUUCUUUGGUUACGAGUUGGGAGCCCAGACUCAGCUCGAUAGGUUCUUGGUCAACGGUGCCCACGAUACUUCGGAAUUGCAAGACUCAUUAGAUGGAUUCAUCAACAAAUUUGUUCUUUGCGGGUCAUGCAGGAAUCCGGAAACCGAGAUUGUUCUUAAAGGCAAGGACUCCUUGGAGAGAGAUUGUAAGGCAUGUGGUAAAGUUACCAUGAUUGAUCCAAAGCACAAAUUGUAUUCAUACAUUGUCAAGAAUCCGCCAGAUAACAAAAAGGGCAAAAAGUCAGCUACUGCUACUGCCAAUGUUGUUGGUGGUGGUAAGUCGAUUUCAGAUAUCGCUGCGGGCCAUGAGGGUGAUGUUUCAAGCUCCAACAUUGACGACGGCGACGAGGACGACGAUUUGCUCGCCAAGAAAAUCAACGCCGAGGCUGCUCAAUUGCAAGAGUUGAAAAUCAAGGAUGACGAAUGGGCUGUUGACAUGUCGCAGGAGGCGAUUGCUGCAAGAGCAAGGGAGUUGGAAAGCGGAUUGAACGCUCCUUCAACCAAAUUCGACGAGCUUGGAGAAUGGUUGUUGUCAGAGUCAAACAAUUCCACCGAAGAGUUGCCUUCUGAUGUCGAGAUCUACAAGAAGAUUGUGGAGUUGGACAUUGUUGAAGCACCAGAGACGUUGCAAGUCUUGGCCCAGACCUUGUUUGACGAGGACAUUAUAAACCAAAUCGAGCCCCACGUUGGGUUGUUGGCAAAAUUGAUCAAUGGAUCGCAAGAGUUUGAAAAAUCCUUGCUCGGUGGAUUAGAACGAUUCAUUGGAUUAACCAAGCCUGAAUUGAUCCCCCAAACACCAAAGAUCUUGCAUGGUUUUUACGAUAGAGAUUUGAUCAGUGAAGAAGUGAUUAUACCGUGGGGUUCCAAGGUCUCCAAGAAGUACGUGCCGAAGGAUGUUUCAAAGAAGGUGAGAAAAGCUGCUAAACCAUUUGUGCAGUGGUUGCAAGAAGCUGAAGAAGAAGACAGUGACGAAGAUUAG
This is a messenger RNA of Lodderomyces beijingensis, 1185 nucleotides long. The record is from the annotation of a GenBank genome assembly. Lineage: Eukaryota; Fungi; Ascomycota; Pichiomycetes; Serinales; Debaryomycetaceae.